This is a messenger RNA of Scutellospora calospora, 475 nucleotides long. NCBI's taxonomy places the organism in Eukaryota, Fungi, Glomeromycota, Glomeromycetes, Diversisporales, Gigasporaceae. The record is from the annotation of a GenBank genome assembly.
AGAACCUGAAAAAUUUUUUGAAGGCAUCGAGAUAUCUAAAGAAAUCAGUGAUGAAUUGCUAAAUAAUAUUAAACGCAGAUUAACUCCACAGCCAAAUAAAAUUCGUGCUGAUAUUGAAGUUACUUGCUUUGGUUAUGAUGGUAUCGAUGCCAUUAGAAUGGCCCUUAGGGCUGGUGAAGCAUGUGAGACUAGUGAUAUGAUAAUUAAGGUCAAAUUAGUUGCGCCACCAUUAUAUGUUAUGAUCACCAAUGCUUUGGAUAAAAAUCUAGGAAUUGAAAUGCUAGAAAGAGCAAUUUCUACGAUACAAGAGUCUAUCGAGAAAUCGGGUGGAAAUUUGACGAUUAAAAUGAGACCAAAGGCUGUGAGUGAAACUGAUGACCAACAACUUGCUGCGCUUAUGGCUAACGCCGAAAAAGAAAAUGCUGAAGUUUCAGGUGAUGAAGAUAGUGAUCCUGAGGCUGCGGAAACUGAUUAA